Sinocyclocheilus anshuiensis is the source of this 3246-nucleotide messenger RNA. RefSeq names its product transcription factor 4-like. Gene Ontology annotation, cellular component: chromatin; transcription regulator complex. Bases 80 to 1489 code for a protein of 469 amino acids. NCBI's taxonomy places the organism in Eukaryota, Metazoa, Chordata, Actinopteri, Cypriniformes, Cyprinidae. Gene Ontology annotation, biological process: regulation of transcription by RNA polymerase II. The transcript has 13 exons. Gene Ontology annotation, molecular function: protein dimerization activity; RNA polymerase II cis-regulatory region sequence-specific DNA binding; DNA-binding transcription factor activity, RNA polymerase II-specific. The record is from RefSeq and is a predicted model, not a curated record.
CUGCGAGUUUGAACACAAAGUUGUUUGAGAGCGUCUGAACAGGAUAAAACACACAUACACACACUAGAGGACCAGAAGCAUGUAUUGCGCGUACACCAUCCCUGGGGUGAGCGGCGGAUCAUUCAUGUAUUACUAUAACGGCAAAGCGGUAUACGCCCCAUCCGCCAGCACUGCCGAUUACAACCGGGACUCACCGGGUUACCCGUCUUCUAAAGCACCGGGAAGCAGCUUUCCCAGUUCCUUCUUUAUGCCAGCUGACAAUAGUUACCCGUCGCACUCGUCAGCUGAGAUUAACCCCAGUCUUCCUCCCAUGUCCAGUUUCCAUCGCAGCGGCGGGACGAAUCACUACAGCGCGGCCUCCUGCUCCACCACCACCAACGGGACAGAGAGCGUCAUGGCGAAUCGAGCAUCGAGCGCAGCGGGAAGCAGCUCACAGACGGGAGACGCGUUAGGAAAGGCUCUGGCUUCAAUCUAUUCCCCCGAUCACACCAAUAACAGCUUCUCAUCCAACCCAUCCACUCCUGUGGGAUCUCCUCCCUCGCUCACAGCUGCCAGUACAGCCGUCUGGUCCAGAAACGGUCAGGGAGCCUCGUCCCCGAGUUACGAGCCGCCGCUGCACUCGCUGCAGAGUCGUAUCGAGGACAGGCUGGAGCGGCUGGACGAUGCCAUCCACGUGUUGCGCAGUCACGCGGUCGGACAGUCCACAGCGAUGCCUGGCACUCACGCAGACAUGCACGGACUGAUCACUCCGUCUCACUCUCACAACGGAGCCAUGGGCGGCCUGAGCGCCGGAUACAGCGGCGGACUGCUGCCCUCCAACAGACACUCGCUCAUGGUGGGCGGCCAUCGUGAGGACGGUUUGAGGAGCGGUCACUCCAUCGUGGCCAAUCAGGUGUCAGUACCACAGCUUCCUGUGUCAGCCACUUCCCCCGACCUCAGCCAGUCUGAUCCGUACAGGGCGCUCUCCGGAGGUCUGCAGGGUCAGAGCACCUCGUCUGUGAGCUCGGAGAUCAAAUCUGAAGACGAGGGAGACGAGAACCUGCAGGACGGAAAAUCUCUGGAUAACAAGAAGGAGGACAUGGACAGCAAGGAUCUGAAAUCUCUAGAGAGGUCGAGAUCUAGCAACAACGACGACGAGGAUCUGACUCCGGAGCAGAAGCUGGAGCGGGAGAAGGAGCGGCGCAUGGCUAAUAACGUGCGGGAGCGUCUGCGCGUGCGCGACAUUAACGAGGCCUUCAAAGAGCUGGGCCGCAUGGUGCAGCUGCACCUGAAGAGCGACAAACCCCAGACCAAGCUGCUGAUCCUGCAUCAGGCCGUCGCCGUCAUCCUCAGCCUGGAGCAGCAGGUCCGAGAGCGCAAUCUCAACCCAAAGGCGGCGUGUCUGAAGAGGCGGGAAGAGGAGAAGGUGUCGUCGGACGGUGCUCCGCUCUCAUUGGCCGGCGGUCACCACAGCAUGGGCGAGGCGUCCAAUCCCAUGGGACAAAUGUAAAGAGCCACACCCCCGUAAAUGGUCGAAGCUGCCAGAAUUCAUCAAAAUGAUGAGCGAUCACUUCCUUUGAUAGCGUCAUUUCUGCCCCGACCGUCCGUCAAACAAUCAAUCGACCGAUCGAACGAACGAACGAACGAACUUCCAUCCGACCGACCAACUCCUGCGUGUUCCCGUUCCUGACUGCGUCUGUGAGGAUUUAUCCUGUAAAUUAGGGAGUGGCGCCGGAUUCGUUGUGCAUAUCUUCCUCCAAGCAUUCCCUGUUGCAAAAGAAGACGUUUUUAUGUACGAACACACACGAAAAAGAGCGACGGGCGAUUCUUCAAACAUAUCAUGAUGUUGUGGAGGUGUGGAGGGCAGCCGUCUGAUUUCAAUGGCAAUCCUGUCCACACUGUGGAACUUUUGUAGCUGUGCCUCGCGGAACUCCUUACGGAAAAAUAGAAUUAGGAAAUUCCCAAUCAGUCGGGACGAGAGGAGCUGUCAAUCAAACGACCCAGACGGGAUUCGGCUGCAGAAUUUGACAAAACCCUUCAAACCUUUGCAAUAAUGUUGUUUUAGUUCCUGUGAAACCAGCAGAUCCCGGCAGUGAACGUUCAGAGGCCGUUCUGGAGCCGCUUUGGGCUCGUUUCGCGAACUUUUGCGGAUCACCUACGGAAGUCAUUUCGUUUAUUUGUUUGUUUCUAGCCAUCGACUCUCCCGAAGCCCUCCCGGACCCCGAAGAUGCAAUUUUAACAUGUCGAAACUUCAACCAACGUGCCUUUUAGAGCUCAUAUCAUCACACAACUGAAGGAGAACAUUAUCUAGGAUGCAAGCGUAUAGGAAGCGUUAGUCAUUAGGUCUAUGCAGUCAGGUUUUUUACGACCUGGAGUUUAAAAAAUAAAAAAAAAAGUAAAAAGGUAAAAAAAAGUAUUUUUGGGAUAAACUGUAUUUAAUGUACUGUACGGCUAUAUGUAAUUAGGAGGUGUGUCCAGCCCUGUGUGGCCCCGCCCACAGCCCCGCCCACCUGUCACCGUCGUUAUUGAGCAUUGUAUUAUAGAUAUCCGCUUUUACGAAUACAGGCUUGUUGUUGAGCCGCUGUAGUACAAAUGUGUGGUUGUACGUGUAAAAUGGCUUUUUCUCUUUUUUAAUCUCUCUAUUCUUCGUCUGUACUGGUUUCUCUGUCAAAAAAAAUGGGAAAAAAUGGACGGGAGGCACUGAAAGUGGACACAAAUCUAUUAGAAAAUCAAUAUAUAUAAAUGUAGAAAUAUAUACAGUAUAUAAAGAAACGGAAAGGAGUUCACGAGGAGCGGUUUUUCAUUCUGUAAAGCCGAGCGGAGACGUCCCCAACGCCAUCCGCUCCGAGAGACGUGACUCUAUUUUUCAUAACGUCACCGCGAUCGUAACGGCGGUGAAUGACGCUCUCGCAAAACCGCCGGCGAAGGGAAACACACACGGACAUUUGUAAAUUGUAUGCAACAAAUGCAAACGUACCAUUAUUUUGAAAUUGUGUAUGUAAAAGUUAUAUUUUUACAUGUAGGCUGUUGUUAUUUUGUGUUUAGAAAUGCGUUGUAUCAGUUCUUCUCUUUUGUUUUUUCAAAAAAGUACUUCAUUGUGUGUUGAAACGUGUCACAUUGAAAAUAUAGUGAGAAAAAAAGCAAAAAAAAAAAAAAAGUUUAUAUUUGCGGGAACAUUUUUCUUUUCUAUAACGGUGGGUGGUGGGGGUCGGGAAUCAAAGCUAUACGAUUACUCUUUCAUCCUCUUUCAUCAUUACAUUGUCAUUU